CCCACAAAGUGCCCGGCAGGUGCGGCGGCCGGGCGGAGUUGGCCGGGCGCGGCAGCGGCAUGCAGACCUGUGCCCGCUGGUGGGGGCGGCUCGUGGGCCGGGGGGCCGCUCUGCACCUGCCCCCGGGCGGCGCCCUGGCGGGGAAGAAGCCCCCGGGCAGAUGGGGAUGGCGGGGGCAGCAGAGCGCGGCGGCGGCGGGGGGCAGCGCCCCCAACACCAGCGCCGCCGCCUCGCCGUCCUCCCGGUUCAUCGAGCAGCUCCUGCCCCGGCACGAUGACUUCUCCGAGCGGCAUAUCGGGCCCCGGGACAAAGAGAAGCGGGAAAUGCUGCAAACUGUGGGUCUGGCGAGUAUCGAUGAGCUGAUGGAUAAAACCGUUCCUGCCAGCAUCCGCCUGAGACGGCCCCUGAAGAUGGAUGACCAAAUUUGUGAAAAUGAAAUCCUUGAAACUCUACACAAUAUUGCAAACAAGAACAAAAUCUGGAGGUCCUACAUUGGCAUGGGUUAUUACAACUGCUCAGUACCUCAGGCCAUUGUGCGGAAUUUGUUGGAGAAUGCAGGAUGGGUUACCCAGUAUACCCCUUACCAACCUGAGGUUUCCCAGGGUAGACUGGAGAGCCUGUUAAAUUACCAGACUAUGGUGUGUGAUAUCACAGGAAUGGAUGUGGCCAAUGCAUCUUUACUGGAUGAGGGGACUGCUGCAGCAGAGGCUAUGCAACUGUGUCACAGGCACAACAAGAGGAGAAAGUUCUAUGUUGAUGUCCGAUGCCACCCUCAAACGAUAGCAGUAAUCCAAACUAGAGCAAAUUACAGUGGUGUUGUCAUUGAGCUGAAAUUGCCCCAUGAGAUGGAUUUCAGUGGUAAAGAUGUCAGUGGAGUGCUAUUUCAGUACCCAGAUACCGAGGGGAAGGUGGAAGACUUCACUGAACUAGUUGAAAGAGCCCACCAAAAUGGGACUCUUGUCUGCUGUGCUACUGACCUCUUGGCUCUGUGUAUUUUGAGGCCUCCAGGAGAGUUUGGGGUGGAUGUUGCUCUGGGUAGCUCCCAGAGGUUUGGGGUACCACUCUGUUAUGGGGGACCACAUGCUGCCUUCUUUGCUGUCAAAGAAAACCUGGUGAGAAUGAUGCCUGGGAGAAUGGUUGGAGUUACAAGAGAUGCAAAUGGAAAGGAAGUAUAUCGGCUUGCAUUGCAAACUCGAGAGCAGCAUAUUAGAAGGGACAAGGCGACCAGCAACAUCUGUACAGCACAGGCUCUUCUGGCUAACAUGGCUGCCAUGUAUGGAGUCUAUCAUGGUUCGAAUGGAUUAAAGCACAUUGCAAGAAGGGUGCAUAAUGCCACUCUAAUCUUAGCUGAAGGUCUUAAGCGAGCAGGUCACACAUUGCAGCAUGACCUGUUCUUUGAUACCUUGAAGAUCCAGUGUGGAUGUGCAGUCAAGGAGGUCUUUGACAGGGCAGGUCAGCGGCACAUAAACUUUCGGAUUUAUAGUGAUGGCACAAUUGGAGUGUCACUUGAUGAAACUGUAACUGAGAGAGACCUGGAUGACUUGUUUUGGAUUUUUGGGUGUGAAUCUUCAUCUGAAUUGGUUGCUGAGAGUAUGGGAGAAGAAACGAGGGGCAUUCUGAGUACUGCAUUUAAGAGGACUUCCAAAUUCUUGACACAUCAAGUAUUCAACAGCUAUCACUCUGAAACUAAUAUUGUCCGAUAUAUGAAAAGAUUAGAAAACAAAGAUAUUUCGCUUGUUCACAGCAUGAUUCCUUUGGGAUCCUGCACAAUGAAGCUUAAUAGUUCAUCUGAACUUACACCUAUCACAUGGAAAGAAUUUGCUAAUAUCCAUCCCUUUGUGCCUCUAGACCAGGCUCAAGGGUACCAGCAACUUUUCAGGGAGCUCGAGAGGGAUCUGUGUGAGAUCACAGGCUAUGACAAAAUCUCCUUCCAACCAAACAGUGGGGCCCAGGGUGAAUAUGCUGGAUUGACUACAAUCAAAGCUUACUUAAAUGCAAAAGGAGAACGUCAUAGAAAUGUUUGUCUUAUUCCUAAAUCUGCUCAUGGUACCAACCCAGCAAGUGCCCAUAUGGCAGGGAUGAAGAUUCAGCCAGUCGAGGUGGAUAAAAAUGGAAACAUUGAUAUUGCCCAUCUAAAGGCAAUGGUGGAUAAGCACAAAGAUAACUUGGCAGCCAUCAUGAUCACAUACCCAUCCACCAAUGGUGUGUUUGAAGAGGAUAUCAGUGAUGUGUGUGACCUGAUUCACAAACAUGGAGGCCAGGUUUACCUAGAUGGUGCAAACAUGAAUGCCCAGGUGGGUCUGUGUCGCCCUGGAGACUAUGGCUCUGAUGUCUCUCAUUUAAACCUUCACAAAACCUUCUGCAUUCCCCAUGGAGGAGGAGGACCUGGAAUGGGGCCAAUUGGAGUGAAGAAUCAUCUGGUGCCCUAUCUGCCUACCCAUCCUGUCGUUGCGCUACAGCUUGAUAAGGAUCAACAGCUUGAUAAGGAUGCAUGCCCUUUGGGUACAAUUAGUGCUGCCCCUUGGGGCUCCAGUGCUAUAUUGCCUAUUUCCUGGGCCUAUAUCAAGAUGAUGGGUGGAAAGGGUCUUAAACACGCUUCCGAGAUUGCUAUAUUAAAUGCUAACUACAUGGCAAAAAGACUAGAGAAACACUACAAAGUCCUUUUCAGAGGGGCAAGAGGUUAUGUAGCUCAUGAAUUUAUUUUGGACGCCAGACCCUUCAAGAAAACAGCAAAUGUUGAAGCUGUGGAUGUUGCAAAGAGGCUUCAGGACUAUGGCUUCCAUGCUCCAACAAUGUCCUGGCCAGUGGCAGGGACCCUUAUGGUUGAACCAACAGAAUCUGAAGACAAAGCAGAGCUGGACAGAUUUUGUGAUGCAAUGAUCAACAUUCGUCAAGAAAUUGCUGAAAUAGAGGAAGGCAGAAUGGACUCCAGGGUUAACCCAUUAAAGAUGUCGCCACACACUCUGACUUGCAUUACGUCCCCUAACUGGGAUCGUCCUUAUUCCAGAGAGGUAGCAGCUUUCCCACUACCAUUUGUGAAGCCUGAAAGCAAAUUUUGGCCCACAAUUGCUCGAAUCGAUGACAUCUAUGGAGAUCAGCAUCUGGUUUGUACCUGCCCACCAAUGGAAGUCUAUGAAUCUCCCUUUUCUGAACAGAAGAGAGCAUCCUCCUAGGUCUUACCACUUUAUUUCCAGGUGGCUGGAUUCAUGCCUUACCACUGCAUUUCAGUUCGCCAUGACGGCGUUUUUUCCCUGCACCCGAUAAGGGGAUAUUUAUACUAUGUAUAUUUUUGUAAUCUCCAUACUGUUAAUUGAACUGCUGCUCAGUUAAAAUGUAAAUACAAUCACUAUAGUAGGUGGAAGCAAACUGAGUUGAUUCAGUACCUCAGUAUCGAAAGCAGUUAAUGUUACAGUUGCCUUGAUUCAGCACCUUUUGUCUUCUGUUCAGAGCGAUGACCUCCUCUUUGUGCGCUAAGGACUUUAAAUAAUAACAUAGAAUUUUUCAAGGUUGUAAGGAAAGCUGAAUAAUUUUUAUUCCAGGUAUUUCAUAUGACAGUAACCAUUAAAUAUUAACUGCUACAGUAAUUGUUUACAUUUUGUAUAAGCACAGGAAGUAGAUUGUUGUUAAUGUACCUAAUCUGUUACCACUGACUGUGGUGGAGGUAAUUGUUUAAUAAUAAACUGUGGUAUUUUUGUUUUUUUACCUGUCAAUGCUUAUAUUCCAAUAAAGUCCACUAGAGUUUGAA
This is a messenger RNA of Trachemys scripta elegans, 3745 nucleotides long. It is a transcript of the gene GLDC, whose product is annotated as glycine decarboxylase. Gene Ontology annotation, cellular component: glycine cleavage complex; mitochondrion. The coding region runs from base 60 to 3173 and encodes 1037 amino acids. NCBI's taxonomy places the organism in Eukaryota, Metazoa, Chordata, Testudines, Emydidae. Gene Ontology annotation, molecular function: lyase activity; glycine binding; glycine dehydrogenase (decarboxylating) activity. Gene Ontology annotation, biological process: glycine decarboxylation via glycine cleavage system. The transcript has 25 exons. The record is from RefSeq and is a predicted model, not a curated record.